Molecule: messenger RNA, 2047 nt
Organism: Papilio machaon (common yellow swallowtail)
Lineage: Eukaryota; Metazoa; Arthropoda; Insecta; Lepidoptera; Papilionidae
Product: oxysterol-binding protein-related protein 1
Exons: 10
Coding region: 240-1580 (446 amino acids)
Cellular component (GO): cytosol; membrane; intracellular membrane-bounded organelle
Molecular function (GO): sterol binding
Source: RefSeq, a predicted model, not a curated record
GCUGGCCGAGUGUGAUUGUAUUUGUCGCGUUCAUGAGUCAUUUCACAUAUGACACAAAAAAUCGUGAGUGGACGUCUGGUUACUUAAAUUAAAUAAUAAUAUGGAUAUAAAAUAGCGUAAGUGACAUUGAACAGUUAUUGUUUUGUAAAAGUUUUGCAAACAGUGUUUCGACAAUAGUUUGGUAUAGAUAACAAAGAGAAGAGAAGAGAAGAGAGUGAGAAGGUGUUGCUUGUUGUAAGAUGGAAGAUAAUGUUGACGGGGUAUACAAAUACAGAACUUCGCUACCAGUGGCACAGUUCAGCCGCGGCGACUUCUCGCUGUGGUCGGUGUUGAAGAACUGCGUGGGCAAAGAGCUUUCCAAGAUCACGAUGCCGGUGGUGUUCAACGAGCCGCUGUCCUUCCUGCAGCGCAUGCUGGAGUACUUGGAGUACGCGCACCUGUUGCGCCUAGCCGCAGAACAGACCGACCCUGUCGCUAGGAUGGAGUACAUCGCAGCGUUUGCGGUGAGCGCGCUGGCUUCGAACUGGGAGCGUCUGGGCAAGCCCUUCAACCCACUUCUGGGCGAGACAUAUGAGCUCGAGCGGCCAGAGUUCAGAGCCGUUUGUGAACAGGUGUCGCAUCAUCCGCCGGUAUCGGCAUUCCACGCAGACAGCCCACACUUCGUCUUCCACGGCUCUGUCCACCCUAAACUCAAGUUUUGCGGCAAGAGUGUGGAGAUACAACCCAAAGGACAUGUUACGGUUGAAUUGCCUAGAUGGGGUGAGGCGUACACGUGGAGCAACGUGAACUGUUGCGUGCACAACGUGAUCGUGGGAAAGCUGUGGAUCGAGCAGUACGGCGCUAUGGAGGUGACGUGCCACGGUGGCGCCGGCCUCGCCGCCAGCCUCGUCUUCAAGCCCGCCGGCUUCAACAACCGUGACCUGCAUAGGGUCGACGGAUUUAUUACUGAUGCCAAUAAGAAAAAGCUGCGUUUCGUGUACGGCAAAUGGACGGAGUACAUCCGCAGCUGCAGCGCGGCGGCGCACGAGCGCUGGGCGCGCGAACAGGCCGCCGCAGAGCCUGCGCACACGCCCAAGAAGGUGUUGGCUAAACUAAACAGCUUCAAAGUCGGUGCACUCCGCUCCAUGUCUAUACAAGAUACAGAGGAGGCGGAGAACUCAGAGGAAGUGCCAAAGCCUGACGAGUCGUACAACAUCGACAUCCCGGGCUCCACCACGCUGUGGGAGGCCACGCCGCGCCCCAGCAAUAGCGCACAGUAUUACCAGUUCACGGAGUUCGCGAUGUCUCUGAACGAGCUGGACCGCGAGCUGAAGGGCCAGUUGUGCCCUACCGACAGUCGGCUGCGACCCGACGUGCGCCUGCUGGAGCAGGGUGAUAUUGACGGCGCUGCUGCGGAGAAGACACGCCUCGAAGACAAGCAGCGCACCGCCAGAAAGACGCUCAAGAAAUCCGCUGACGGCUGGCAACCGAGAUGGUUCAGUCAAGGCACGAACCCUUACACGAAGCAGGAGGACUGGCUGUACAAUGGCGGUUACUGGGACCGCAACUACCAGCAUUUGAAAGACGUUGAUAUAUUCUAACUCUUUAGCAAAUAAUGUAGUAGAAAAAAAUCAUAUUUUUGUGUCGCUAAGCAAUGUGUAGAGAUUAAAAUUAUAAUUGUUAUGUACAAAUAAAAAGUAAAUAAAUGCUAUAGAGCAAAUAUUAAUAAUGUUAAGGUUAUAGCAUGCAUAUACAAUUUACUCAAAGACGUGGACAUAUAAAAGGUUAAUACGACAGCAAGUAAUGCUUCAACAAUAAUCAAAGUAUAUAAAUACUGUGAGCUUAAUCUAAAAACAAGUACAGGUAGCAUAUGAAAUAAACAACAAGAAUACAUUAGUUCAGAACAGAGAUCGAUAAAGUGAUCUACAUAGAACCCCAGGGUGGUAUGUGGUAAAAGCAGAAUCUAUCUGAGUCAGGUCGAAUGGGGGUCGAAUAAAAACAGUUCUUAAUACGCAAAUCACACAUACCUAUUAGAGUAUGUUUUAUCAUUUUAAGAAAUCUUUAAAAU